UUCGCUAGGUGUAACUUCGAUCGCGGUGAAUAUCUAAUAACAUUUAAUACAGACGAGUUUAAUUUAAAAAUGUUAAUGUUCUUUUUAUUAUGCAAUUAACGUGACAAAUAUAAUAUACAGAAAAUAUUAGAAUUUAGGAAUAUAUUUCUUGUUGUGAAUCUCGUUUACAAUUAUCCGUUACAUUGUUAAAAACAAGUAUAAAAUAUCCGUGAAGUGUUUUCUAACCUCUAAGCAAUAACUAUGAAUCCAGAUAUACAGAAGAAAAUUCUACAAUUUGAAGCUUUUAUAAAUGACGUGCUAAAGACUGAUCUUGCUAAAUUAGAAGAAAAACUUAAUAGUAAAAAUACAGAUAUUGCUGAAUUUCUUCAGCUAAAGACUAUUAUUACUACCUUACAAUCCAAUGGUUUUAAUAAAAGUGGUUUUAAAACUCAAGUAGAUAUUGGAAACAAUUUUUAUGUUGAAGCUCAUGUUGAAGAUGCUUCAAAUAUUCUACUAGAUGUUGGCUUGGGGCACUAUGUUGAAUUUAGUUUAGAGGAAGCUUUAGUUAUAAUCAAUGUUAGAAUAAAACUUUUUGAAAAACAAAUAACUCAUAUUAGGAAACAAAUUGCAAAAACUAAUGCCCAUAUAAAAUUAAUUUUAAUAGGUAUCAGAGACUUACAAGGAUUAAGAUAGUAUAUGUGUUACCAAAUUGUACAAAUUAGCUCUUAUACUUUCAAUUAGGUCUUCCAAGAUAUACAUAUAUCUUAAAAAUCCCAAGUCUUUAUAAAAUGUAUUUUUUAAAAUAAAUGUAUACUUAUAUUUCAAGUA
Molecule: messenger RNA, 807 nt
Organism: Polistes canadensis
Lineage: Eukaryota; Metazoa; Arthropoda; Insecta; Hymenoptera; Vespidae
Gene: Uxt
Product: protein UXT homolog
Exons: 2
Coding region: 241-672 (143 amino acids)
Biological process (GO): negative regulation of transcription by RNA polymerase II
Molecular function (GO): transcription corepressor activity
Source: RefSeq, a predicted model, not a curated record